AUGUGUUCCGCCAACACACACCCGCUCUCUAGAGCUCGCAAGACACAGGCCCUUAUCUCGGUGAUUUCGUGGCCGUGUGCUGUCGCCGCCGUUUUUACGAGUCGCGAGGGCCCUCACGCAUUGAUUCAGCUGGGUAUAAUCACUAUUUCUAGUAUUAUACCUCUACUUAUACUUUCCGGGUAUCGCAAAUUCGGAAGUCAAUCUUAUUCGCUGCUUGAAAUCGCUUUUGAUGGCUUGAUCGCCUUACUCCUAGUCGGGGUAUAUAUUUCCGGAGUGAUCCUCCUUUCCACUCAACAUAUUAGCGAAUGGGAAUCUGUCUGGGACUAUACGCUUGACCGUGGUCUUCCCCAGAUUUACUCUAACCUCUCAUGUAUCAUUCUCGGUCUGUUAUAUUUACGCACCUUUUCUCAAGGCUUCUUCCAUAAAGGUGUCAUGUCGAUGCUCAAGGCCCGAUCGACGGAUGCUCCAAUUACCAACAUUCAGAAUAUGGCCGUGGGCGCGGCGGGCUUUGUCUCGACUGACAGUCCUCGGGGUUUGUACACUGAUGAUGUUGAGUCGCAACUGUUUCCACCCGAGAGCUCCUUAAUCGUGAUGGAUAAUCAGACUACUGGCAUUGUGACAAAGGAGUGA
Penicillium verrucosum is the source of this 630-nucleotide messenger RNA. RefSeq lists its product as uncharacterized. NCBI's taxonomy places the organism in Eukaryota, Fungi, Ascomycota, Eurotiomycetes, Eurotiales, Aspergillaceae. The transcript has 3 exons. The coding region runs from base 1 to 630 and encodes 209 amino acids. The record is from RefSeq and is a predicted model, not a curated record.